Molecule: messenger RNA, 1353 nt
Organism: Pestalotiopsis fici W106-1
Lineage: Eukaryota; Fungi; Ascomycota; Sordariomycetes; Amphisphaeriales; Sporocadaceae
Exons: 2
Coding region: 1-1353 (450 amino acids)
Molecular function (GO): hydrolase activity, acting on carbon-nitrogen (but not peptide) bonds
Source: RefSeq, a predicted model, not a curated record
AUGCGUGUACCCCAACUCCCAGCGCAGCCAUUGGCGGCGAGGCCCGCCGCAAGUAUUGUCGCAGAAACGACAGUGACACCAGACGCGAUUGUGGCUUAUACGGGUCUGAGAUCCGACCUCUUGAUUCCCGGACGCGGGGAGCCGAUUCGAGAUGGUGCCCUCGUCAUCAAGGACGACAAGAUUGAAUGGGUCGGGCAUUACGCCGACUGUCCGUCAAAGUAUGGGCACGUCGACUUCAAGCACGUCCCCGUUCUGAUGCCCGGGAUGUGGGACUGCCAUACACACUUUGGCGGAUACGGGCGUGCUUUUUCCACCUUUGGGGACUCUAAAGCGCUGCUGCCCGGCGCCCAGAGUCUGGCCGGAGCCGUGACCGUGGCCGACCUCAAGCGCACGCUCGAGGCAGGCUUCACCAGUGUUCGCGAGCUUUCAGGGUUUGCGGGAUACCUGUGGCCUGGAAUACGUGAUGGAUACAUUAUUGGUCCAAACGUCUACUCGUCGUUGUCAUUACUAUCCAUUACUGGCGGCCAUGGCGACGAACACGAUGUACCCAUCUGUGCCGUUCACCAGUUUACAGAGGCUGGUGGCAACUUUUAUCUUUGCGACGGCGUUGACGAAUGCAUCAAAGGAGUCCGGGAGAUGGUUCGACGUGGGGCACGGUGUAUCAAGGUCUGCUCAUCGGGAGGAGUCCUGAGCCUCAAUGAUGAUCCGGAAGACCGCCAGUUCUCCGACGACGAGCUCAAGGCCAUUGUUGACGAGGCCGCGCGGAGUGGCCGUGCUGUUGCAGCGCACGCAAUUGGAAAGGCUGGCAUACUGGCCGCCUUGAGAGCUGGAGUCACGAGCAUAGAGCACGGCUGUUACCUAGAUGAAGAGGUGGCAGGCCUGAUGAAGAAGCAGGGCACGAUCCUGGUGGCCACUCGGCAUAUUCAGGAGAGCUUGCUGCAAGAUCCCACAGAGUUUCCUCCGCGAGUGAUUGAGAAGAUUCAGAAGAUUGUCCCCUUGACCAGAGACAAUUACAGGCUGGCAAUCAAGCUGGGCGUCAAAAUCGCCUUGGGAACGGAUAUGUGGAACAGCAACCCAGACCAUCGUAUAUCUCAUGGUCGUAACGCCAUGGAGCUGACCUAUGCGGUCCAGGCUGGCCUCUCACCUCUGGCUGCCAUUGAGGCGAUCACGGCCACCGCCCCAGAGGUGCUAGGCAAGAAGGCCCCCAGCAGUGGCCAACUGAAGGCUGGGUUCGAUGCCGAUAUCCUUGGUGUUGCAGGUAACCCACUGGAGAGCCUAUCGUUUUUGACAGACCCGGCCUACAUCACCCAUGUGUGGAGAGGUGGUAGACUUUACAAGUCUCCUUCCAUGUGA